Molecule: messenger RNA, 613 nt
Organism: Drosophila willistoni
Lineage: Eukaryota; Metazoa; Arthropoda; Insecta; Diptera; Drosophilidae
Gene: Det
Product: baculoviral IAP repeat-containing protein 5
Exons: 3
Coding region: 79-534 (151 amino acids)
Source: RefSeq, a predicted model, not a curated record
UGAUAAAUCUGGCCACACUUACUAUCUGGCAACACUGCUCCCGCGUCGCUUGUAUUACAGAAUUGAAAAUUAGUCAAAAUGAACGCCACUGCAGGAAAUCAAACUAUUCCCAAUACAUAUUCAUUGGAGGCUUUUCGUCCACACAAUCUGCUCGAACAGCAUCGUCUAGAGACAUUUAAGGAUUGGCCCUUUCCCGCAUCGUCAUCAUGCAGUAUAGCUAAGAUGGCAGAGGCGGGUUUUUAUUGGACUGGCACCGAGAGAGAAAAAGAUACAGCUACAUGCUUUGUGUGCUUCAAAACUCUAGAUGGUUGGGAGUCCCAUGAUAAUCCUUGGGAGGAACAUGGCAAACAUGCGCCGCAAUGUGAAUUUGUCAAGCUGGGCUGUCCCGAAAAAGAUUUAACUGUAAUACAAUUUGUGGAACUCGUCGGGUCCGUAAUGAAGGCCAAGAUGGCAAAGAAAACAAGAGAAUUCAAAGACAGUUUUGCCAAGGCAGCUGAGGUUAAGCUCGAUGAGUUCAAGCGCAAUCGAAAAUAAGAAUCAAAGUAAUUUAGUAUUAUAUCUAGUUUUUAAAUUGUUGUAAUAAAAUAUUGCGAGGGUGGCAACUCCAAAGCAA